UACUCAUAUCUUCAACCUAGCAACCUGCUCUCGAAAUGUCUUCUUCUCAUGCUCUCGGUUCUGAACAACCCCUCCAUCACUCAACUUUUGCCGAUCUUCAGCUUGGAAUAUCUUCCCAGUCAAUCCUUGCUCGCCUCCUCCGGUAUUGGGACUCGCCAAACGUCGACAACCCCAGUGAAUCCAUGGGAAUCACUUUGCUUUUCCUUGAUGAGAAGGAUUCAAUGCUCAGCGGAUUCAUUCCUGCAAACCAAGCCGAUGACUACCGUUCAUCUUUACAAGAGGGUGACGUUUACGAAGUUGCACACUUUGAGGUUGAAAGAUGCCCACAUCUGUACAAGCUUACGGAAAAUACUUUUGUAAUCCGGUUCAUCGCCCAAACAACUUUGGUUAAAUCCAUCAGCAAUGGUCCUGUUAUCAGCUUACAAAAAUUCAUGCUUCGCAAGCAUGACCAUCUCCAAAUCCUAGCCAACACAAACUUAGAACUCCCAGAUGUUGUUGGUCAAAUUCAAUCUGUCAAAGGUUAUGGCCUUACAGACCCUCAAAUCAUUUCUCCACUUCUCAUCCGUUUCCUCAUUGAACCCACCGUCAAAGUGUACUUGUCUUUAUGGGACGAUGCGGCAGCAACUUUUAAGGGUAUCCUUAAUUCAGAGGUUAGAGUCCACACCGUCAUGGUGGUCACAACGGUCAACCCAACAAAAAUUGGAGAUAAGCUUUACCUCAACUCCACACCAGCAACCAAAUUGUUUUUCUGCUCCAAUCUCCCACCCAUCACAGAGUUCACUUCAAGGUUAAGAACUGCAGUGGGCGAAGAGAUUCCCAGUUACCACGACAAAACAUGGAUCAAUGACACGCAACUAAGCUCCAUUGGAGAUCUCAACAUGUUCCUCUCCAACACUACCGACCAGGCACCUUAUUUUAUAUGCAAAGCACGGAUUGUUGAGAUCUUGACCAAAAAUGGCUGGUUUUAUGUCUCAUGCACUCGCUGCAACAAAAAAAUAGAAAAUUCUGCUGCAUCUCUCCGCUGCAACCAAUGUCUUAUCUCCAACGUCACCGGUGUUGUUAGGUACUGUGUUGAAUUACUGGUUGAUGAUGGGAAUAAUUAUGCAACUUUUGUGGUGUUCGACAAGGAGAUGCUUAAGCUCACAAACCAAGAUGCAGCAACUCUGUUUCUUGAUCAGGUCAAUCGUGGUGUCAACGAGAACCUUCCACAGUGCAUAGCAGACCUUGGCGGGCAAGAAUUUCUUUUCCACGUACGUGUCACACCAUCCAAUCCCACCCCAAUCAACCGCACAUUCACCGUCGCUGCAGUCAGUCACACUAUCAACCCCGAGAAUCCCAAGAUCAAUGAAGACGCAUGUGUUGACGUGAAAUGUGAGGAAGCAUCCACUUCAGCUUCUGCCAGCAAGACGUCAACAGCUGAGGUCAAACAAGGUGGACGCAAGCACCCACGUGAUUGAGUGUUGAAAGGAAUCAAAAAGUCUUCCCCAACCCUGCUUCUUUAGCUUUAAGAAUUUUUAAAUUACUAUGCAUUUCCUAUUUCAGACUUUGCCAUAUUUUCCAGUAUUUUUCCAGCUUUUUAAGAAAUUCAUUCGAACAAUGUACCUCACACGAGGCUGACUUUUUUAACAUUUUAAUAGUUCCAAAAGGGUUGACGUAAUAUUCACAUCGCCUUUACAAAAUGGAGAACAUACUAUUUGCAUGAACAUCCAGUAUAUACGUAUACCACCACUUUUACUCUACCACUGAACAAUAACAUUUCAAUUACAAAUAACUUUACACAUCCUUUGGUUCGGUUAUCAGCAAAUGAUAUCUAGAGGCGUCUGUGCUCAGACCAUGUAGUAAUUGUUAACAUUCUUCGUGGUAAAAACCACUCAACAAUGUAAUUACGUUUUAAAGAGGUAAACGUGGAACAACAAUAUGAUACAUUCUAGACAUCAUUUGCUGAAAUGGCCAUUUUUGUAGUAAUAGCCACUCAACUAAUAUGCAUUUUCAACCCUCUUCACUGUUCUUCUUCUUAUAAAUCUCUCUGCUCCUCCUCUCCUGCACUCCACCACCAUCAACGUUUUACACUACAACACCGCAAAUAUAUCUAACAUCCCCGCGCUUGCGCGGGGCUUCGCCCCUAGUCUUAUAUAAUAAAGAAGACUAUGCUCUUUCCUCCUUCCUCCACAUCAGCAUUCAGCAUGGGGCAAAUUGUAUCACCUAUCCUCUUUUUUACGUAAGUUAAUCAAAUUUUUUUUCUUGGUUCUAUUUGCUUCUUUGUUUGGUGGACUCUUCCAUUAAAUCUUCAUAACUGGCCCAUCUUUUAUAAGGUUUUUAUCUACUGCAGCCACUCACUCAGCUCCUCCUCCCUCACUCUUCGUCUCCUGAAAAUUUUGACCACCUCCUCUUUAAUGUCAUCCGAUUCCAUAUUACAUCUCCUUUAAUCUCAUCAUUUACUUUGAACCCAUUACUCAUCCCAUUAUCUCUCAAUUAAAUCAUCAAAGUUAACAGCUUCAAGCUCUUGAGUAUAAAUGGGUAUGGCAGGAAUGAUCAACCAUCAAAGAGAACAAGACACUUUGGAAUAUGAAGAGUGUAUAAUAAAGAAGACUAUGCUCUCUCCUCCUUCCUCCACAUCAGCAUUCAGCAUGGGGCAAAUUGUGCCACCUGUCCUCUUUUUUACGUAAGUUAAUCAAAUUUUUUUUCUGGGUUCUAUUUGCUUCUUUGUUUGGUGGACUCUUCCAUUAAAUCUUCAUAGUUGGCCCAUCUUUUAUAGGGUUUUUAUCUACUGCAGCCACUCACUCAGCUCCUCCUCCCUCACUCUUCGUCUCCUGAAAAUUUUGACCACCUCCUCUUUAAUGUCAUCCGAUUCCGUAUUACAUCUCCUUUAAUCUCAUCAUUUACUUUGAACCCACUACUCAUCCCAUUAUCUCUCAAUUAAAUCAUCAAAGUUAACAGCUUCAAACUCUUGAGUAUAAAUGGGUAUGGCAGGAAUGAUCAACAUCCAAAAAGAACAAGACACUUUGGAAUAUGAAGAGUGUAUAAUAAAGAAGACUAUGCUCUCUCCUCCUUCCUCCACAUCAGCAUUCAGCAUGGGGCAAAUUGUGCCACCUGUCCUCUUUUUUACGUAAGUUAAUCAAAUUUUUUUUCUGGGUUCUAUUUGCUUCUUUGUUUGGUGGACUCUUCCAUUAAAUCUUCAUAGUUGGCCCAUCUUUUAUAGGGUUUUUAUCUACUGCAUCCACUCACUCAGCUCCUCCUCCCUCACUCUUCGUCUCCUGAAAAUUUUGACCACCUCCUCUUUAAUGUCAUCCGAUUCCGUAUUACAUCUCCUUUAAUCUCAUCAUUUACUUUGAACCCACUACUCAUCCCAUUAUCUCUCAAUUAAAUCAUCAAAGUUAACAGCUUCAAACUCUUGAGUAUAAAUGGGUAUGGCAGGAAUGAUCAACAUCCAAAGAGAACAAGACACUUUGGAAUAUGAAGAGUGUAUAAUAAAGAAGACUAUGCUCUCUCCUCCUUCCUCCACAUCAACAUUCAGCAUGGGGCAAAUUGUGCCACCUGUCCUCUUUUUUACGUAAGUUAAUCAAAUUUUUUUUCUGGGUUCUAUUUGCUUCUUUGUUUGGUGGACUCUUCCAUUAAAUCUUCAUAACUGGCCCAUCUUUUAUAGGGUUUUUAUCUACUGCAGCCACUCACUCAGCUCCUCCUCCCUCACUCUUCGUCUCCUGAAAAUUUUGACCACCUCCUCUUUAAUGUCAUCCGAUUCCGUAUUACAUCUCCUUUAAUCUCAUCAUUUACUUUGAACCCAUUACUCAUCCCAUUAUCUCUCAAUUAAAUCAUCAAAGUUAACAGCUUCAAGCUCUUGAGUAUAAAUGGGUAUGGCAGGAAUGAUCAACCAUCAAAGAGAACAAGACACUUUGGAAUAUGAAGAGUGAUAAGAGAGAGAUAGUGACGUCUGUUAAAGCCGGGAGGGGAAGCAAUCGUCUCUGGGAUUUCUUUUCAUUAACGAGUAUCGGAGGAGGAGCAUUACUUGACAUAAAAGAAAAUGAAAAAUCUUCAUCAAUGGGAUCAAAAGUCUCUGAUCCUAGAGGAAUUGCAGGUUUUGAACUUGCUGUAUGUUCUUAAUGUUUUCUUGAUUAUAUGGGUAGGUUCUUUGUUUUAGUUUCGAAUUUUAAACAAGUUUACAAGUUUUUGAUUGGGUCUGAUCUAUGAGUUUACAAAGUUUGUGUGUGUGGUUACAUAAUUGAUUAGUUAGUUUGUCUGAUGGAUUUAUGCGAAGUCAGUAAGACAAAACGGAAAAGUUAUUGGAGACUUUGGUAAUCUCGUCAACAUUCCAACCGGAAAGGAUAUUGCGAGGAAGGCAGAGGUUGUUGUUAUCAUCAGCCCUGAAGAAUGCAAACAACAUGUUACCAAAAGAGGAAGUUUCACAGCAACCCUCUAUUAGUAUGCUGCAAGUGGUGGACUCAAAGAUGUUGUGAAUGGCAACAUUGAUGCUCUUGAUGAUGGUGACAAACUUGCUGUUGUCGAAUACGCUGAUGACAUUUUCAAGUUUUACAAGAGCAUUGAAGAGGAAGGAAGAGACUAUAUGGGAUCACAACCUGAAUUAAACAUCAAGAUGAGAUCCAUCCUCAUUGUAGAUAUGGGUACCUCAUGAGGAAGACAAGGUUGGUCAAAGGUUCUGUUUAAAUCCGAUUAAGAUCUUUGAAGGCAAAAAAAAAAAAAAACUUUUGGAGAUAGUUGGAGGUCCCACCCUUUGCGAGAACCCAUUCUAGGUAUCUCCAAACCAGAUACGAGCAUUGGAGAAAAGGAACAAAGCUGGAAAUUUUGCAAAGAAAAUAAAGGCAAAAACGAGAAGAAAGAUGCAUGACCUCUCCAACCCAUUAGAACCUGAUGAGUUUGCAGACAUGUGGAAGGAUGAUGAAUGAUAAAGGUCGAUCAAGUCUUUGUUAUUUUUGUCUCUACUGUUCCUUGUUCUUUUUUCUUCUCUCCCUCUUAUGGAUCAAAAUGUGUUCUUCUGUUUUCAUAGAAUUGAUAAUUUCAGUGAGUAAAAAGUUCAUUAUUUUGCAAUAUAAAGUGCUUUUGUAUCUUUAUUGAUGUCUAUUUACAUAAAGAAGUAUGUAAAAAUAAAAUGUAUCAGGACAAAAUAACGACUCAGAGGAUUGAACCAAUUAGAAGAAGAAAUCAACGGGUAUUAGCGAGAGCCCAGUUAGCUUCAGUUCCUCUCCUAGGGAUGGCAUUGAUCUUAGUACAAGCAUCCACUUGGAAGUUUGCUCCACAUAUCACACCUUCGCUGUCAAUCAUCGGCAUUGCCUUCAUGUUGUUCUCGGGAUGUUCAAAACUCUUAAGCCCGAUCUCACUAUGAUACACACUCCCUGCAAAAACCUUAGCCUACGAUAUUGCAGUGGAGCCACUCAGGAUGACGAAUCAACACAUUAAGUUAAGGAACUAAUGUUUGGAUAACGACAAUCCAGAGGUUCAUUACAUUGAGGGGUUAUAUCAGUAUAUUUUCCACUACAAAUCUAUCAAAUGACUCAACCAUCCUUGCCAAUCCGCAGAUGAGAACUAUGACAAUGGUACAUAUUUUCAUGAUAUAUUAAUGUUGUGCAGAAACAAUUUUGAAGAGGAAAAAGAAUAUUUGAAUAAGCUGUCUUCGAAAAAUAAUCAAUAUAAAUCAGAUCAAUAAAAAAUAAUACAUACGAACCCGGCGCAUAGAGCCGGAAGACCCCUAGUAAACAAUAAACGGAAUCUCUAAAACUAUAAAAACGCGGAGCCAAGUAGUCCCUUGCUCGUGCGAGUUCCAAACUUCCGAGCUAUCGUUCUCCGAUUACAAAUAUGAUAACCUGAGACCAUCGCCGGCCUCAGGGACACACUACAGUCUCCGAGAGAGACUAAUCCGCCAUGACGAAAUCGGAAAACUCAACAACUUGUAGCCAUUUUUCUUUCGCAAAGAUCCAACCGUCCGAGGAUGCUGACGCCGAUCCCGAUUCGUACGCCCUCGAGAAAUUCAAGCUCUACGAGACCAGAGCGUUACUUGAAAAGGGGCGUGAAUGAUUGUGGAAGGGUGGCGAAUGAUGUUGAAACAGAACAACUUGUUUUUUUUGAUGAAGAAGCUGGAUCAUGCAAGGGAAAAAUGACCUCAGUGGUUUAGAUGCGAGGAUCAAUUCCACUCUUGUGGUCGCAAGAGACCUCGAAAUUUAGUCCCAAGCCUGAUAUUUUCUGUGAGAAACUAACGUAACAUGCGCCUGUUAUCUCUAUUAGACGAUUCUAACGUGUGUGUUAUUGAUAUUCCUUUUGAAGACCUGGUGAACCGAUAUGGGAAUCCAAUUAUUGUGCUCAACUUAAUCAAGAUUAGUUUUUAAAUUUAAUGUACUUUUAAGCAUGAGGCAUUGAACACUUCCUUGCAAAUAUUCAUACACUUUAGCGUAAUGAUUCUCACUUAAAAUU
Molecule: messenger RNA, 6417 nt
Organism: Brassica rapa (field mustard)
Lineage: Eukaryota; Viridiplantae; Streptophyta; Magnoliopsida; Brassicales; Brassicaceae
Source: RefSeq, a predicted model, not a curated record